Messenger RNA from Peniophora sp. CBMAI 1063, 2028 nucleotides. NCBI's taxonomy places the organism in Eukaryota, Fungi, Basidiomycota, Agaricomycetes, Russulales, Peniophoraceae. The record is from the annotation of a GenBank genome assembly.
GCAGACGGGCGCUAUGCCCACGCGCGCGCCAUCCUCGGCCUGGAGCUGCACGAGAAGUUGCCUACCCUGAAGGUCUUGCUCGUCGGUGCGGGCGGCAUUGGUUGCGAAGUGCUGAAGAACAUUGUCCUUGCCGGCUUCGGAAAUAUCACUCUGUUGGACUUGGACACAAUCGACUUGUCCAACUUGAACAGGCAGUUUCUGCUCAGAAAGAAGGAUGUGAAGCAGAGCAAGGCGCAGGUGGCGGCGCGCACCGCAGCGGCUUUCAACCCGCACGUCAACAUCAUUCCUGUGCACAGAAACAUCAAGGACCCUCAUUAUGAUCUCGCAUGGUUCUCGAACUUCGAUAUUGUGCUCAACGCGCUCGACAACCUCGAUGCGCGGAGGCACGUCAACAAGAUGUGCAUGGCCGCCAACAUCCCGCUCGUCGAGUCCGGCACUGCUGGCUAUCUGGGUCAAGUUCAACCCAUCAUCAAGGAUCGCACAGAAUGCUUCGAUUGCGUACAGAAACCCACGCCCAAGACUUUCCCAAUAUGCACGAUCCGCUCGACGCCCUCGCAGCCCAUACACUGCAUCGUAUGGGGGAAGAGCUACCUUCUGCCUCAGCUGUUCGGCCAAGACGAGAACGCGACAGAUGAUCUCGACGAUGCGCUUAGAGCAGGUGAAAACGCGCAUGAGAUCGAUGCCCUGAAGAGAGAAGCCCUCGCAUUCAAGGCCGUGCGUGCCGCGUUGCGCUCAGCAGACCGCGCUUCGGAGGCACCAAAGCUCGUCUUUGAGAAGGUGUUCGACAGGGACAUCCGCAACCUUUUGUCAAUGGAGGAUAUGUGGAGACACCGCGCGAAGCCCACACCCCUUGACUUCGACGCGAUUCGGGACGACCGGUUCGAGUUACGCGGCCAGAAGGCUAGCCAGGUUGCGCUUGCGGUUAACGGCGCGACAUCCGCGAACGCGAAUGGCACUAGCACUGCUACUAACGGAGCUUCCAAUGGAGCUUCGACUAGCGCAAGCGCUAAGCUGAAGGAUCAGCCCUCAUUGUCCCUGCGUGAUAGCUGGGAGAUCGCAAGCGCUAAGCUGAAGGAGCAGCCCUCAUUGUCCCUGCGUGAUAGCUGGGAGAUGUUUGUAGCGAGCACGCAGAAACUUGCCGUACGUGUACAGGCCGGCGAAGAGACCAUCUCCUUUGACAAGGACGAUGACGACACGCUUGACUUUGUCACCUCUGUAGCGAACCUGAGGUCUGCUGCUUAUGGGAUCCCCGGCAAGAGUAGAUGGGAGGUCAAAGAGAUGGCGGGUAGCAUUAUCCCCGCGAUUGCAACAACCAAUGCGAUCGCGUCGGGUUUGAUCGUCUUACAAGCGUUACACGUCUUACGCAAGUCUUAUAAUGCGCUCAAGGACGUCCAUAUCCUCUUCAAGCCCACAAAACCUCUCACUCCUGGUAUCAAGGUCCCGCCAAUCCCCACCUGCGGGGUGUGUCGCGACGCGUAUGGGCUCUUACGAUGCGAUCCCACACGCGUAACACUCGGCCAGGUCGUAGAAGCUGUUACUGCUGGUAUCCGGUGGGGUACCACAAGUGACGGUGACGGCGACGUCAGCAUGGAGGCGCCGGAAGUCAGCACCUAUGAGGGGCAGAGGUUACUCAGUGACCCUGAUUUCGAUGAUAAUCUCGGGAGGACGCUCGAGAGUUUGGGUGUUACGCGUGCAAAAUUCCUUACCAUUCAGGAUGAAGAUGGCGUGUAUGACCACCCCGCGGACGCACCACCGAUGAUCCUACCCUCGCCGAUGCCCACACCGGCCAAGCGCCCAGUGAAGCCCGCGCCAAAAGUAGAAGCGUCGUCCGCUGCCUCACUCGGUAAGCGGGGAGCUCCCGAUGAUGAUAUCGAGUCGAGCCAGCCGGCGAAGAAGGUCGCGCGUGGUUUACCAUCCGGACCCGCCACAUCGAACAAGCGCCGUCCGUUGGAAGAAGACGAACGCGUAUUGCUAGAAGAGCAGAAUGAGAAGGUCGACGACGACGAUGCUGUCAUUGAAUUGGAUUGA